Camelina sativa (false flax) is the source of this 2306-nucleotide messenger RNA. Lineage: Eukaryota; Viridiplantae; Streptophyta; Magnoliopsida; Brassicales; Brassicaceae. The record is from RefSeq and is a predicted model, not a curated record.
GUUAAUCCCUAUAUAUAUAUUAAUUAACAUCAACAUCGUUUUAGGGUUUUUUCUUUCAGCCGGCCAUGGAUCAUUCGGAUGAUGAGAUAAUGUAUAUCGACUCGGAAGAGGAGAAUCUUCCCAGCAAUGAUGAAGAUAGAGACUCUGAUGAUAACUACGACGGAUUAGCUGAUCAUCAUGACGAUCACAUGAAACGAUCUCAGAAAAGUUACGUAGUUCUCAAGGAAGAAGACAUCCGCAAGCAUCAAAGAGACGACAUCGAACGAGUUUCCACGGCUCUCUCUAUAAGCCAAGUCGAAGCGAUCGCUCUGCUACUUCACUAUCAAUGGAGCGUUAGUAAAGUCGAAGAUGAAUGGUUUACGGACGAAGAGAAAACCCGUGAAACCGUUGGUAUACUGAAGGAGCCUGUCGUUGAUCUUAAAGGUGAAAAAGAAAUCGAAUGUGGGAUUUGCUUCGAGUUAUACACUCGAGGGGAAAUCGAAAGGGUUUCUUGUGGUCAUCCUUAUUGCAUUACUUGCUGGACUGGUUACAUCACUACCAAAAUCGAAGACAGUUCGGGAUGUUUGAGAGUUACAUGUCCCGAGCCUUCUUGUUCCGCUGCUGUUGGUCAAGACCUGAUCGAUAAGAUCGCUAAGAAAGAACAUAAGGAGAAGUAUUAUACGUAUUUUCUUAGGUCUUAUGUCGAAGAAGGGAAGAAGUUUAAAUGGUGUCCAUCACCGGGAUGCGAAUACGCGGUUGAUUUUGGUGGAAGUAGUACUAGUAAUUACGAUGUUUCUUGUUUGUGUUCGUUUAAGUUUUGCUGGGAUUGCUGUGAAGACGCUCAUAGUCCUGUGGAUUGUGAUACGGUGUCAAAGUGGUUACUAAAGAACAGAGAUGAGUCCGAGAACACGAAUUGGAUACUUGCUAAGACAAAGCCUUGUCCUGAAUGCAAGCGUCCGAUCGAGAAGAACCAAGGAUGUAGCCAUAUGUCAUGCUCAGCUCCGUGUAGAUUUCAGUUUUGUUGGAUUUGCCUUAAACCAUGGAGCGGUCACGCGGCUUGCAAUGUGUUUAAAGAAGACAAUGAGGAUGAAACUAAGAGAAAAAGGGCUGAAGAAGCGAUCGAUAGAUACCACCAUUAUUACGAAAGAUGGGAAUUCAAUCAAUCGUCGAGGCUCACGGCUGCAAGUGAUCUGGAGAAAUGGCAAUCGAUGUGGCUUAAGGAGCUUAGUGAAAUAUUGGGCACACCAGAAACUCAGCUCCAGUUCACUGUAGAGGCAUGGCUUCAGUANGGUCAAGACCUGAUCGAUAAGAUCGCUAAGAAAGAACAUAAGGAGAAGUAUUAUACGUAUUUUCUUAGGUCUUAUGUCGAAGAAGGGAAGAAGUUUAAAUGGUGUCCAUCACCGGGAUGCGAAUACGCGGUUGAUUUUGGUGGAAGUAGUACUAGUAAUUACGAUGUUUCUUGUUUGUGUUCGUUUAAGUUUUGCUGGGAUUGCUGUGAAGACGCUCAUAGUCCUGUGGAUUGUGAUACGGUGUCAAAGUGGUUACUAAAGAACAGAGAUGAGUCCGAGAACACGAAUUGGAUACUUGCUAAGACAAAGCCUUGUCCUGAAUGCAAGCGUCCGAUCGAGAAGAACCAAGGAUGUAGCCAUAUGUCAUGCUCAGCUCCGUGUAGAUUUCAGUUUUGUUGGAUUUGCCUUAAACCAUGGAGCGGUCACGCGGCUUGCAAUGUGUUUAAAGAAGACAAUGAGGAUGAAACUAAGAGAAAAAGGGCUGAAGAAGCGAUCGAUAGAUACCACCAUUAUUACGAAAGAUGGGAAUUCAAUCAAUCGUCGAGGCUCACGGCUGCAAGUGAUCUGGAGAAAUGGCAAUCGAUGUGGCUUAAGGAGCUUAGUGAAAUAUUGGGCACACCAGAAACUCAGCUCCAGUUCACUGUAGAGGCAUGGCUUCAGAUCAUCGAAUGUAGAAGGGUCUUGAAAUGGACCUAUGCAUUUGGAUACUACCUAAUUAAUCAUGAACCCUCUAAACAACACUUUUUCGAGUAUUUGCAAGGAGAGGCGGAAACUGGUUUGGGUAGACUUCACAAAUGUGCAGAAGAGAAAUUGAAACAGUUUAUCGCUAAAACUAAAGAUCCAAAAAAACAUUUUAUGAAGUUCCAGGCAAAGUUAAUUAGUUUGACUAAAACAACCAAAUCCUACUUCGAAAAUUUGGUGAAUGCGCUGGAGAAUGGUCUUACUGAUGUGACACACAAUGAAAUCAUCAAAUCCACACAAGGAUAUGGAUCUAGUAUCAAAAGACGUAAGGUGAUAAAGGCUAGAAGAGUGGGUUAA